AUGGAGGAAGUGCACUUCACCCCGAUGCCACAGUCGACGUACAGCGGAACCAUCUCCACGGUACUCUGGAUCACUUUUGGGGCGAUGUCAACGAUAUUUACGCUCCUUCUGCUCUUCGACAGCGUGCGCCUGUUUCUGGUGCAGGCCCUCGACAUGCUCCUUCACAGCGGAAAGGGCGUCUGCAGGUCCACGCAACUGAUGGAAGGCAAGACGGUCAUCGUCACCGGAGGAAGCUCAGGUAUAGGCAAGGAGACGGCCAAGGAACUGGCCCGUCGUAAGGCACGCGUCAUCAUCGCCUGUCGGAACAUCACCAAGGCGAAGGAAGCGGCCGAAGAGAUACUCGACUGUACUCAGCAGAAAGUCGUAGUCAAGCACCUGGACCUGGCCUCGUUAAAAUCGGUGCGGAAGUUCGCGAAGGACAUUCUGCUCACGGAGCCCAGACUGGACGUGCUCAUCAACAACGCUGGAAUGGUGUACCAAGGAAAGAAGCUCCAACUGACGGAGGACGGCUACGAAGUGACCUUCCAGACCAACUACCUGGGUCCCUUCCUUCUCACGUUACUGCUCGUGGAGUUGCUGAAGGAGAACGCGCCCAGUCGCGUGGUUAACCUGACUUCGCUGAUGCACCAUGUGGGCGCCACGGACCGCAUGGAAGACAGGAUCCGGGGGAACACUCCGUGGACCAGUCCGGCGGCUACGUACAGUCACACACAGAUGGCCGUGCUCAUGGCCACCUUCGAACUCGCCAGGAGGCUCAGGAUUCACGGUAUUCAGGUAAAUGCUGUCCAUCCCGGCACCGUGAAGACGGCCAUGGUCGGUCGAGCAUCAGGCAUGAGUGGACUCUUGUUCAGCCUGAGCUACUGGCUGUUCGGAAAGACAGCCAAAGAAGGAGCACAGACGUCUAUCUACGCGGCGGUUGACACAACGCUGCUCCGACAGACCGGCUACUACCUGGCAGACUGCCGGAAAGGCUGGCCCAGUUGGAGAGCUCGCAACGACGAGCGGAACCGGAAGCUGUUCGAGAUGUCCGUCAAACUCGUUCACCUAGAACCCUCCGAGUUGGGCAGAAUUUUCGAAAGGAUUUGUUACUACAGUGCUGCCAGAUCGAAGGAAAUACUGCAGGGAUAG
Molecule: messenger RNA, 1128 nt
Organism: Ixodes scapularis (black-legged tick)
Lineage: Eukaryota; Metazoa; Arthropoda; Arachnida; Ixodida; Ixodidae
Product: retinol dehydrogenase 11-like
Exons: 6
Coding region: 1-1128 (375 amino acids)
Source: RefSeq, a predicted model, not a curated record